CACACACACACACACACACACACACACACACAUAUACACGCCGUAUACACACAUAUCUAUGGUUGUGUGGUUUUAUUCUUUAUAAUAAAGAGAAGACGUCGCAUCGAAAGGCCGCCGCCAUCUUGGACCGGGCUGUGUACAGUAAAUCCAAAUUUCAGACCGGAAGAAGAACCUCUGACCCGGAAACUGAAACCCUUUGAACUUCCGGGUCACGGAGCGUGGAGACGCAGAAACUUCGUUUGUCGUCGUCGCAGAAACCAAAAACAGACAUAUAAUGUCCGACGAGGAGGACGCAGCUCCGGCCGUGAAGAGGAGUCGCGUUUUCUACGGAAGCCUGGAGGAGAAAGAACGGGAGCGCCUGAGGUCAGAGGUCACGGGAGGAGAUGCGGUCAGGGCAGGGAUCGAUGCGGGAAACAUCAACAUCUCUUCAGGGGACACUCUGGAGAUGGAGGAGAGGGUCAGUGAGAGGCAGCAGGAAGCUCUGGCUGAGUUCGAGCGGCGGCGGCGAGCGCGACAGAUCACGGUCUCCACGGACGACGCCGAGGUGAAGGCCGGCCUCCGCGCGCUGGGAGAACCAAUCACGUUGUUUGGAGAGGGACCAGCUGAUCGCAGGGAGCGGCUGCGCAGCGUUCUCUCUGUGGUCGGUCCAGACGCUCUGAAGAAGUCCAGGAAAGACGAGGAACGAGCCAAGAGAUCACAGGACGAGUGUCACCAGACAUGGUACCACGAAGGCUCCGCCUCCCUGAAGGACGCUCGACUCUGGUUGGCUAAAUACUCUCUGCCCCGAGCUAUGAGGCGUCUGGAGUCUGCACGCGCUCAGAAGGAUGUUGCCGAGGCAACCAAGACCAUCCGGCAACAAGAGCUGCACAAGAGCCUGCGGAACCUGAACAACUUCUGCAGUCAAAUCGGUGACGAUCGACCAAUCAGCUUCUGCCACUUCAGCCCCGAUUCAACGAUGCUAGCCACAGCCUCCUGGAGUGGCCUCUGUAAGCUGUGGUCUGUCCCUGACUGCAGCCUCAUCCGUACACUGAGAGGACACAACACGAACGUGGGCGCCAUCGUCUUCCGUCCACAGGCCGGAGUUUCUCUGGACCAAUCAGACGUCAGCUUGGCCUCAUGUGCUGCAGAUGGAUCCGUGAAGCUUUGGAACCUAGAGAGUGACGAACCAGUGGCGGACAUUGAGGGACACAGUGAUCGAGUGUCUCGAGUCUCCUGGCAUCCGUCAGGAAGGUUCCUGGGAACCACCUGGUUCAGCAUGAUAAUCGUGCGCGCCGGGAGGGUCAGGAGGAUUCUCCACAGAAGCCGCAAUCACGACCUCACUUCACCCGACGGGUCCCUGGCAGCGACCGGAGGCCUGGAUGCGUUCGGCCGGGUCUGGGACCUUCGGACCGGGCGCUGCAUCGUGUUCCUGGAGGGUCACCUGAGGGAGAUCUACAGCCUCCACUUCUCCCCCAACGGAUAUCAUCUGGCCACAGGAAGUGGAGACAACACCUGUAAGGUCUGGGAGCUCAGAAACAGGAAGUGCCUGUACACAGUCCCCGCCCACCAGAACCUGCUGUCAGCUGUUCGCUUCCAGCCCACAGACGGUCACUUCCUGUUGACGGGCGCAUACGACAACACGGCGAAGGUUUGGAGUCACCCAGGCUGGACGCCGCUGAAGACGCUGGCGGGACACGAGGGGAAGGUGAUGGGCGUCGACGUGUCACCUGAUGGGAAACUAAUCGCCACCAGCUCCUACGACCGAACCUUCAAACUCUGGCUCUCUGAGUGACGUCAUUUUCUACGUGUCAUGAUUUUAAUUUGUCUGUUUUUGAAUAAAUCGAGUCUCACUUGUUUUUAA
Molecule: messenger RNA, 1840 nt
Organism: Mugil cephalus (flathead mullet)
Lineage: Eukaryota; Metazoa; Chordata; Actinopteri; Mugiliformes; Mugilidae
Gene: prpf4
Product: PRP4 pre-mRNA processing factor 4 homolog (yeast)
Exons: 16
Coding region: 275-1771 (498 amino acids)
Biological process (GO): mRNA splicing, via spliceosome
Cellular component (GO): U4/U6 x U5 tri-snRNP complex
Molecular function (GO): protein binding; U4 snRNA binding; U6 snRNA binding
Source: RefSeq, a predicted model, not a curated record